Messenger RNA from Alternaria conjuncta, 1482 nucleotides. RefSeq lists its product as uncharacterized. The transcript is spliced from 2 exons. Bases 1 to 1482 code for a protein of 493 amino acids. Lineage: Eukaryota; Fungi; Ascomycota; Dothideomycetes; Pleosporales; Pleosporaceae. Gene Ontology annotation, molecular function: FAD binding; oxidoreductase activity. The record is from RefSeq and is a predicted model, not a curated record.
AUGAUGAAAGAAUACUACACAUGGCUGUUUGCAGCCUGCGCUCUCUUUUCUUGCACUACCGCUGCGAAUUCCACAUUGAGCGAAUGCCUCGAGUCUCGCCAAGUUCCUGUAUAUGCUGCAGGCACCAAGAACUAUACUCAGGCAGUCAAGCCCUUCAACCUUCGUUUACCAUUCAAGCCGGCUUCCUACGUUGUACCACAAACAGUGAAACAAGUCCAAGAUGCCGUAUCCUGCGGGGUUGAGAGUGGUGUCCAAGUCACUCCGAAGUGCGGAGGCCACAGCUAUGGAUCACAUGGUCUUGGAGGCGAAGAUGGACACUUGAUCGUCGACAUGCGCCGCUUCAACAGUGUCACCGUUGACCAAGAAGCACACACAGCUGUCAUAGGAGCUGGUGGUAGACUGGGUAACAUUGCUCUGGCUCUUUACGACCAAGGCAAGCAAGCCAUCAGCCACGGAACAUGUCCUGGUGUUGGUGUAAGCGGUCUCACUCUUCAUGGAGGCUAUGGCAUGUCAUCUCGCCUGCACGGCCUUACACUCGACCAACUUGUCUCUGUAACUGUCGUCCUCCACAACAGCAGCGUAGUAACCGCGUCACCAACCUCGAACCCAGACCUCUUCUGGGCCCUACGAGGCGCAGGCGCCGCCUUCGGCAUCGUCACCGACUUCAAGUUCAAAACGUUUGACGCCCCCGAAAGCAACCUCGUAUUCUCCUACAACCUCUCCCCAUCCAACACAUCGCAACUCGCCAACAUCCUGACCGUCCUCCAAAACUUCACCAUCCACGACCAACCCCCAGAGCUAAACAUGCGCAUGUUCCUCCCCAACCAACUAACCGGCGUAUACUACGGCAACCGCAGCGCCUUCGACACCAUCAUGAACCCGCUGCUUACCAAACUCAACAUCCCCCUUGAGGGACGCGGCGCAGGUACCGUCUCAACGAAGAAAUGGAUCGACACUUUGACGUCCUUUUCCAAUGGCCCGUUGCCCCAACCCGAAAUAUACGACUACCACGAGAACUUCUACGCCAAGUCCCUCAUGCCGGAAUACCUCUCCCCCGCUGCCAUGACCGCCCUCGCAGACUACUACUUCACCACCGCGCGCAACAUCCGGGGCCGAUCCUGGUACCUCCUCAUCGACAUGCACGGCGGCUCCGGCUCCGCCAUCUCCAAAGUACCCGCGGACGAGACGUCGUACUCGCACCGCAACGCCGUCUUCAAAAUGCAGUUCAACGACCGCAUUUUCCCUGAUUCCGCGACGUAUACGCCUAAGAUGAUGGAGUUCUUGAACGGCUGGGUCGAUGCGAUUGAGAAGGCGAGCGAGGGCGAGCAGUUUGGCAUGUAUAUCAAUUAUGCGGAUACGAACCUUACCAAGGCGGAUGCGCAUUCGAGGUAUUGGGGGGAGCAUUAUGAGAGGUUGGUGGGGAUUAAGGGCGUGUAUGAUCCGCAGAAGGUGUUCGAAGGGCCGCAGUUGGUGGGCAGCUAG